CAACCUCCCCGCACUCUACUCGCCCCAACGACCUCACCAGAAAACCCAACCCUCCUCAGCCUUCCCGAGACGACCAGCUCCCCACCAGCGCGGACCGAGCGCUUUCAGUAGAUCAGUAACCCACGAUCGCACGAAGUAUAGAUUCUCGAACCUCACUUUACACUUCCUCUUCAAGCAUCAUAUACAAAGCCGAUCCUUGUGGAGAACUUACCAAAGUCAGCGCAAUGGCGACUUCAUCGGGCAGUGUGUUCUCCGAGACACUCCAGACCAUCACCACUACCAAGCUCGAAGAGCUUGCAAAGCAGCGCAUUGCCUUUGAAGAGGAGUACACUGCGCUACUGGCUACAGUCAAAGCCGAGAAAGAACCACUCAAGCGCUUGCUGCUCCUUGUGGAUGGAACCAAGUCGUGCUUGGGCAUCAAGACUAGUAGCACAAGAUGCAAAGAUGGCCGGUCCGGUCGUCGUGUCAUCAGCGGUAAUACGCCACUUGAAAUUGAUCUCAAGAAUCUCGACCGUUUCCUGGAGCAGGCUCGCUUUGAUCCUUCCGUGUCAGCCAAAGUACUGGAGGGCUGGGAGAAGACGCUGCUGCAGUACCUCUCAGUUCAGUCCACAAAGUACCAAUAUGCCGACCUCUACGGGAAACUGGUGACGGAGUGGCUUUCGUCGGAGAAAGACUCGCCUGUAGAUGGUGAUAUCGAGAUGACGGAGAGCUUUGAAGAACUGCCGGGCGCCAAGAAGCUCGCUGCUCGAGCCGAGUGGGAGAAGAACGUGUUUGAGCCAGCCAAAGUCGAUGUGCAAGCGUUAAAGGCAUACCUUGAUGAGAUGUUCAUCACGGACAAGAAGGACGCUGUCGCCGCUAUCCGUGAGUUGCGUAAUAAAGUGAUGGAUUUCGAGAACAGCCUCAACGCCCCAUCGCAGUUCAGUGUAUCCACGCUUCGCUGGGUCAUAAACGGACUUCAAAACUCAGAUCUACUGUCCAACGAGAAGCGUGAAGCACUCAAGGAUUUCCUUAGCAAUGAUGUAAUUCUGGCGGAGAUUGCCGACAUACUCAACGUUCGCAUGUCAGCCCUUGAUCGCUGGACGUGGGGUGAGUACGUUCCACUCGAACAACGACGGAAGAUGAACGGCUCUUGGUCCAUACACAUGGACUCCGAUGUUCUUCAGGCCAUAUUCUUACACUACAUUGGCAUAAAGUGGUCUGUCUUCUUCAAAAAUGGAUUCUUAGCUACACUCGAUCACAGCGCUUGGUUGAGUAGCCGCAAUAGCGUACCAAAGAUCGAUCGUAUGCGUCGCGCGUAUUUUCUAGGCGACCGUGGCCAAGCGGCGGCUCCCAAUCUUGAAGAUAGACGCAUAAAAACUCAUCGCAGCCGAUACUUUGCCCACCAGCUAUUGGACCACGACACUCAGAAGAUUGAGACCCAUGAGGGUGAGGAGGAAGCCGAGUACGGAGAGUACGUGGACACUUCUCGUCGUCGAAAGCGGCAGCGUGACGUGGUCUCUAAUUCAUAUUCGUCCGCAAUCGCGCCGCCACCAGUACAAAUGCAAAUGGCAUCGCGUUCGGUGCAGAUGCCAAUGCAACACCAGUCACACUCAAUGCGGAUGCAUCACAUGCACACGCAACAAACAACUAACCGAGAUGGAGGUGGUAUUGACAGCGAAGAGGACGAAGACUACGAGCACGAUCGACAGUCAAAACGACCAGUGGAGGCGAAGCAGACUCUUCUUCACCUAGUGUCUACCGAGAUCAUCGUGAAUACGCGGCUUGCUAACGAGCUCACCUGCUUUCGCACUGUUUUCGAAUCUUGGAAUUCACUUCUCCCGCAUGAAUCUGUGCUCUCUAUACUCGAAUUUCUUGGUGUUUCUGAGAAGUGGAGGAAGUUCUUCCAAAAGUUCUUACAAGCACCUCUCAAGUUCACGGAUGAUCAGUCGUCUGAGCAACGUGUUCGACGUCGCGGAACGCCUGGGUCGUACACUCUGAGUGAUGUGCUUGGCGAGACAGUGCUAUUCUGCUUGGACUUUGGUGUGAACCAAGCCACCGAUGGCGCACUCAUGCAUCGUCUCUAUGACGAUGUCUGGUUCUUCAACAAGAACUACAAAAAGUGCGUCAGCGCCUGGGCAUGUAUCCGCAAGUUCACGAAGGCCACAGGAGUCCAGCUAGACGAAAAAAAGACCGGGAGCGUUCGCAUUUCUCAGGACGUGAAGCUUAGUAUCGACGAGCAUCUGCCUGAGGGUGAAAUCCGUUGGGGCUUCCUUGUUUUGAAGGCAUCUAAUGGUCGAUUUGAAGUCGACCAAAAGAUGGUAGAUGGCCACGUGGAAGAACUACGCAAGCAGUUGCAGGGCAAGUCGAAAAGCGUCAUCGAUUAUAUCCAAGCUUGGAACUCAUACGCAGCGACCUUCUUCAGCUCAAACUUUGGAAAAGCGUCCAAUUGUUUUGGUCGAGAUCAUGUCGACAAGAUGCUCGCUACGCAUCGCCACAUCCAAGAGAGCAUCUUUCCAGGUAGCAACAUUGUGCAACACCUCAAGAAGAUGAUUGAAGAGCGUUUUUGCGUCUCAAGUGUCCCCGAUGGCUUUCUCUUUUUCCCCGUUGAGCUCGGGGGUCUAGAUCUCAAGUCGCCGUUCGUCGGGCUGCUUCAGAUUCGAGAAUCUGUCAACGAGAACCCUUAUGAUCUUCUUGACGAGUAUGAAGAGAAGGAGCGGGACGAUUACGCUUCUGCUAAACGUACGUUCGACAAGGGCGACAUCCGCAACAUGCGAUACAACACGGAGGACCCGAACUGGAAGCCCAAAGACGCCGAUACUUUCUUUUCCUUUGCUGAGUUUAUUGCGUAUCGCGAAGAGUUUGCCAGUGUUGGAAAGGCUAAGCUGCGUAGCACGUACGCCAAGUUGCUCAAGCGUCCGGCAGAAGAGCCUAUCGACAUUAGCGUACAGGUCCGUCAGGCCCUGAACCAGCUUCAGGGUCAAAACAACUUGCGUGGUAUCACCUCUGACUGGAGUUCCAUGGAUGCUUAUUGGAAGUGGGUCGCACAGAUGUAUGGCCCGGAGAUGACGGAAAAGUUUGGUGGCUUGAAUGUUGUCGAUUUCGGACUGCUACCGAUCGGCAUGGUUUCCAUGUUUCGACAGCGGCGGACCAAGUGGCAGGGUUGAGCGCAUUCAGGCUGUAAUUUGAACAGUGAGACGGACCGUGAAAAGUGCCCUGAGUGGCAUUCGGAUUAGUAAUGGAUAGUUUACACAGUGAAGUGAAUAAAUAAAAUUCAUUCGGACG
Messenger RNA from Cucurbitaria berberidis CBS 394.84, 3261 nucleotides. RefSeq lists its product as uncharacterized. Lineage: Eukaryota; Fungi; Ascomycota; Dothideomycetes; Pleosporales; Cucurbitariaceae. The record is from RefSeq and is a predicted model, not a curated record. The transcript has 3 exons. The coding region runs from base 225 to 3143 and encodes 972 amino acids.